AUGGAGACAGAUGCGUCUAGAAAUGGAAACUUGGACGAUAAAAGCACUGUAUGCUACAGCGAAAAGGCAGGAACCGAUAUCAAUAGGUCUACCAAGUCUGGCUUGCAUCGUAUAGAUGCUGUUAACAAGGUAGUGUCGGACUAUGGCUCCUUCACAGCUUUUGGAAUCACGUUCAACUCACUGAAGAUAACUCUACUAGUAGCCCUGUUUCUGCAGGGCUACUGUACUGGACUUGGAGGGCAGAUUUCGCAAUCGAUACAAACGUACGCUGCCAACAGCUUUGGGAAGCAUUCGCAAGUUGGAUCAAUCAAUACCGUCAAAUCCAUAGUAGCUUCUGUUGUCGCUGUGCCAUACGCACGUAUGUCGGACCGAUUUGGGCGUAUAGAAUGCUGGAUGUUUGCGCUCGUGCUCUAUACUGUGGGUGAAAUUAUUUCUGCCGCCACUCCAACCUUUGCAGGACUUUUCGCAGGUAUUGUUAUACAACAGUUCGGUUAUUCUGGAUUUCGUCUCCUUGCCACAGCACUGACAGGAGAUUUAUCUGGAUUGAGGGAUCGUACGUUUGCAAUGAACAUAUUCCUGAUUCCGGUGAUUAUAAACACAUGGGUAAGCGGAAACAUCGUUAGCUCGGUGGCUGGUCAUACUACGCCAUACAAUUGGCGUUGGGGCUACGGAAUCUUCUGCAUUAUCGUGCCCUUCUCCACAUUGAUGUUGGUUCUUCCUUAUGCAUAUGCUCAGUACAUUGGCUGGCGCAACGGAACGUUACCACCGUAUAAGUUAAGAGAAAAAGGACAGAAUCUGCGUCAAACGCUCUGGAAAAUUGUGGAAGACAUAAAUUUGAUUGGAGUUAUUCUCUUCAGUGCUUUCUUGGUUUUACUAUUAUUACCUCUUACGAUAGCAGGUGGUGCUACAUCCAAAUGGAGAGAAGGUUAUAUUAUUGCAAUGAUUGUGGUUGGUGGCUGCUUGGGCUUUAUCUUUCUAAUUUGGGAAUUAAGAUUUGCCAAGAAUCCGUUCAUCCCACGAGUUUAUCUGGGUGAUCCAACUAUCUAUGUUGCACUUUUAAUGGAGUUUGUAUGGCGCCUAAGUUUACAGAUUGAGUUGGAGUAUUUGGUCACUGUUUUAAUGGUCGCAUUCGGAGAAUCAAAGUUAAGUGCCCAACGGAUAGCUCAGCUUUAUAAUUUCCUGCAGUCAUGCACUAAUAUUGUUGUUGGAAUUAUACUACAUUUCUAUCCUCAUCCCAAACUAUUUGUGGUUGCUGGAUCGCUUCUAGGAGUUCUAGGAAUGGGUCUCUUGUACAAAUACCGGGUGGUCUACGAUGGUAUUUCGGGUCUAAUUGGUGCUGAGAUUGUGGUUGGCAUAGCCGGUGGUAUGAUACGUUUUCCUAUGUGGACGCUAGUGCAUGCUUCAACCACCCAUAAUGAGAUGGCGACCGUCACUGGAUUACUUAUGUCUGUUUACCAAAUUGGAGAUGCGGUGGGUGCUUCUAUUGCCGGCGCAAUAUGGACUCAGUGUCUUGCAAAGGAGCUGAUACAGCGACUCGGCUCCAACUUAGGCAUGUCAAUUUACAAAUCACCACUGAACUAUCUCAAAAAAUACCCUAUUGGAUCUGAAGUUCGUGAUCAGAUGGUGGAAUCCUAUUCAAAGAUCCAACGCUUGUUGAUAAUUGUGUCAAUUUCAUUUGCGGCUUUCAAUGCUGUUCUCUGUUUUUUCUUGCGUGGAUUUACUGUAAACAAAAAGCAAAGCUUUUCCACAGAAGAACGAGAGAAAGAGAAGCUCAGAAUUACACAGCAAUCAUGGCUCCGUCGUGUAGUUGGAUAUUGA
Saccharomyces mikatae IFO 1815 is the source of this 1818-nucleotide messenger RNA. It is a transcript of the gene ENB1, whose product is annotated as Enb1p. The coding region runs from base 1 to 1818 and encodes 605 amino acids. Gene Ontology annotation, biological process: intracellular iron ion homeostasis; transmembrane transport. Gene Ontology annotation, cellular component: endosome; vacuolar membrane. The transcript has a single exon. Gene Ontology annotation, molecular function: siderophore-iron transmembrane transporter activity. The record is from RefSeq and is a predicted model, not a curated record. NCBI's taxonomy places the organism in Eukaryota, Fungi, Ascomycota, Saccharomycetes, Saccharomycetales, Saccharomycetaceae.